Galeopterus variegatus (Sunda flying lemur) is the source of this 1012-nucleotide messenger RNA. RefSeq names its product E2F transcription factor 1 (gene E2F1). Gene Ontology annotation, molecular function: RNA polymerase II cis-regulatory region sequence-specific DNA binding; DNA-binding transcription factor activity, RNA polymerase II-specific. Gene Ontology annotation, cellular component: Rb-E2F complex. The record is from RefSeq and is a predicted model, not a curated record. Bases 1 to 816 code for a protein of 271 amino acids. The transcript has 5 exons. Gene Ontology annotation, biological process: G1/S transition of mitotic cell cycle; regulation of transcription by RNA polymerase II. NCBI's taxonomy places the organism in Eukaryota, Metazoa, Chordata, Mammalia, Dermoptera, Cynocephalidae.
AUGGGCGCUGCCGCCGCCGUCUCCGUCAUAGCCCGAACAACCAAUGGUGACGGCGCUCGGCGGCUCGUGGCUCUUUCGCGGCAAAAAGGAUUUGGCGCCAAGAGGCUCAAGACCAGUUCAGGUCGUGGGGCCCAGAAGAGGCAGCUGAAUUGCAGUGGGAGAAGGGAGUGGAGGCCUGGAGCUUGGACCUGUGGGCUGCGGGACAAGGUGAAGCGGAGGCUGGACCUGGAAACGGACCAUCAAUACCUGGCUGAGAGCAGUGGACCAGUUCGGGGCAGAGGCCGCCACCCAGGAAAAGGUGUGAAAUCCCCGGGGGAGAAGUCACGCUAUGAGACAUCACUAAAUCUGACCACCAAACGCUUCCUGGAACUGCUGAGCCGCUCAGCUGAUGGUGUUGUUGACCUGAACUGGGCAGCCGAGGUGCUGAAGGUACAGAAGCGGCGCAUCUACGACAUCACCAACGUCCUUGAGGGCAUCCAGCUAAUUGCCAAGAAGUCCAAGAACCACAUCCAGUGGCUAGGCAGCCACGCCACGGUGGGGAUCAGCGGGCGGCUUCAAGGGCUGACCCAGGACCUCCGGCAGCUGCAAGAGAGUGAGCAGCAGCUGGACCACCUGAUGCACCUCUGCACAACUCAGCUGCGGCUGCUCUCUGAAGACUCUGACAGCCAGCGAUAUCCUUGGACGUGGAGGGCAGGCAUGGCAGACAGGGGCCCUACCCAAGUGGACCUAGAGAUGCUACGCUGGGCCCUGGACUCGGGAGGGCUGUGGCUUUGGAUGUCCUGGCUCAGCAUUUACUCACCCUGUGACAAUGGAUGAGUAACUUAACCUCUCUGGGCUUCAGCUUCCUCUAUAAAAGGGGGAUAAUAAUAUCCAAUUCUGAAAUUGUGCAAAUUAAAAAAGCAAAACUAGUAUCAGCAACAACAAGCAUUUAUUUAGUAUAGUGUGAUUCCCUACAUGAUUGUGGCUUUCAAGUUUGUUUGGUUUUUUUUUUCAUUUUUAAAAAUUUUUUUGG